Molecule: messenger RNA, 1725 nt
Organism: Orbicella faveolata
Lineage: Eukaryota; Metazoa; Cnidaria; Anthozoa; Scleractinia; Merulinidae
Product: sushi, von Willebrand factor type A, EGF and pentraxin domain-containing protein 1-like
Molecular function (GO): calcium ion binding
Source: RefSeq, a predicted model, not a curated record
AUGACCUUGAAAGACUUAAUUAAAAAUAUCGACGAAUGCAGCACAAACACUCACCAAUGUGAUCAAUACUCCACUACCUGUUCUAAUUCACCUGGAAGUUAUUCAUGCAAUUGUAAACCUGGAUAUGAACAAGACACCCAGUUCAAGUGUAAAGGUACGCAUUUCGUUUUGUUUAUUGAAUACUUAUUUUCUUCUGCAGACAUCGACGAAUGUGCCGAUGGUUCUUCUCUGUGUGACCCAAAAACCACUGACUGCAACAACCUUAAUCCGGGCUACGAAUGCAAGUGUAAAGACGGAAAUCUCCCAAUAGCUGGUGAAAUUUACAAAUGUAAAGCUAAGACUUGCAGCGCACUCAUUGAGUCGACAGGAACUAGUGUUUCUCCCUCUUCAUGCCUUCAAAGUCAGACCAGUGUUGUUGGUGAUUUAUGUAAAUUCAGCUGCAAAGCAGGGUUUGAGCUAUCUGGUAAUGAAGAUACUUUACUUUGCUUGCCUAGCGGAAGCUGGAAUGCUUCUAUAAUAAGCUGUACACGAGUAAGCUGUCCAGCGCUGGUUUCUCCUACAAAUGGUAAAAUCACCCCGUCAAGUUGCACAUCGACAGGAAAUGUUUUUGAGGGAAAAUGCUAUUAUGCCUGUAACAGUGGCUACGAUAUAUCCGGUGUAUUAUCAAAGACCUGCCUCAGUAGUGGCCAGUGGGAUAGUCAAGAGGAGCCAACAUGCACAAAACGUAAACCUUCGUUUAUAAGCCUUCCUCGCGUCCCUAACCCAAAACACAAAGAGGCUCCGAAAACCUCUGACUGCCCUUUGACCAUUUACGAAACAACGACCAGUACCAGCAAAGCUAUAACUUGGACCCCACCAACCUUCACUGACAACGUGGGUGUCAAAUCAGUUGACCUAACGGGACGCAAGCCAGGUGACACGUUUGAUAUUGGUUCCACCAACGUUCAUUACACAGCUGUCGAUGACAGAAACAACAAAGGAACCUGCGCUUUUACAGUUCAUCUUAAAAGUAAGUGUGUAAUUCUGUUCUCAUCCAGUUUACUUUUCAACGCAGAUUUCGUCGAUCCAUCAGGCGAUGGUUCGUGUCCUUCUGGAUAUGUAAAACAAGGUGAUCUCAAUGGAGUAACAGCGGAAAAUGUUUGCGUGAAAUGUCCAAUGGGUCUCUACUACGACACUCCUUCGAAGACAUGCAAGCCUUGUCAAAUUGGGUUCGUAAGCAAACAGGAAGGUUCCUUGCAAUGUGAUGCAUGCCCGACGAACACCUCAACUCUUGUAGAAGGCUCCAAAACGUGCACUGCUCAAUGCUUUCGCGGUCAGUUUUCCAACUCUGGGUUUGACUUGCCUGCCAAUCUCGAGCCUUGUGAGCCAUGCCCACUCAACACUUACCAGAACCAAACCGGCCAGAAAGGAUGUGAAAAGUGCCCUAAUGGAACCACCACUCACGGUUCAGGAUCAACCUCAGUUUCUGACUGUGGAGGACCACCGAUAAUCUCAUCUUUUGGACCAAAUCCGACAAACGCUACCGAAAACCAACAGACACAGUUUGAAUGCCACGGCCACGGGCUACCACUCCCUACUUUUAGCAUCACGAAGGUGAAACCGGCACCAGACGGUUUUGGCGGUCCAGUAAAGCAAGAGUACAUAAUAGGUCCCGACGGAAACNUUUCACAGCCAGCUGCCGAAGUUGCUUACACAGUAAGAACACAAGGUGGAAGGAAUGAGUGA